Molecule: messenger RNA, 902 nt
Organism: Hibiscus syriacus
Lineage: Eukaryota; Viridiplantae; Streptophyta; Magnoliopsida; Malvales; Malvaceae
Product: oxygen-evolving enhancer protein 3-2, chloroplastic-like
Exons: 4
Coding region: 80-775 (231 amino acids)
Biological process (GO): photosynthesis; photosynthetic electron transport chain
Cellular component (GO): photosystem II oxygen evolving complex; photosystem II; extrinsic component of membrane
Molecular function (GO): calcium ion binding
Source: RefSeq, a predicted model, not a curated record
AAAAAAUCACGACUCCAAUUCAACACCCCCAAAUAACCCGAGGCCAGAACAAACAUUUUCUACAUUUUUGGUUGCGGAGAUGGCACAGGCAAUGGCAUCUAUGGCUGGUUUUCGUGGCUCUUCACAGGCUGUCCUGGACGGCAGCCUCCAAAUCAGUGGCCAAACCCGCUUGAACAUUGUCAGCAACAACGGAGCGGCUGUGAGUAGGUCUGGUUUCACUGUCAGAGCCCAUCAAGCACCGGCUGACCCUGAGACCGGACGCAGAGCCAUACUGGGUCUUGUUGCUGCUGGUUUGGCCACUGGCUCCGUUGUUCAAGCUGUUCUUGCCGAUGCAAGAAGCAUCAAGGUUGGCGGACCUCCCCCACCCUCGGGUGGAUUGCCUGGAACUCUGAACUCGGAUGAGCCAAGAGACCUUGAUCUGCCAUACAAAAACAGGUUCUUCCUCCAACCACUUACUCCGGCUCAGGCAGCACAGAGAGCAAAGGAGUCAGCCAAGGACAUUGUGGGUGUCAAGAGCUUGAUUGACAAAAAAGCCUGGCCUUAUGUCAUGAAUGAUCUCCGUCUCAAGGCCGAGUAUCUCCGCUAUGACCUCAACACUGUCAUUGAUUCCAAGCCCAAAGAUGAGAAGAAAACUCUCAAGGACCUUACUAAGAAGCUCUUCAAUACCAUUGACGAUCUUGACCAUGCAGCCAAGAUCAAGAGCACCCCUGAAGCAGAGAAGUAUUAUGCUCAGACUGUAUCUAGUUUGAACGAUCUUCUUGCCAAGCUUGGCUAAGAGAAUUGGUUAAUCGAAUUUUGAUGUAAAACCUUGUUCAUCGUCCUCAGAAACACUUUCAUUUCUAUGCUAUCCAAAGGGAAUCUUUUGUCUAUUUACAAAAUUGAAACUUGAUUGUUUGUUUGUU